AUCAUGUGGGUCAGGUGGGAAAGCGACAUUUUUGUAUUGUUGUUGAAACCAAAAAGAAAGGUGUUCCUCAUGAGUAUGAUCUUUUUCGUUAUUCUUAUGGUUACUUCUAUUUUGAAAAUUACGAGAACAAAUGGAUGAAGGAAAUAGAGGAGAGGGAACAUGUUUAUUACAUAGCAGAAGUGGUGAAUUGGUAGCCAAAAGAAGAAGUGUCAAGAACUUGGUCAUCAGCAGCUGGUUUGCAGAGGAGUUGAUGUCUUAUUUUCUUUUGUACUCAUUUGUGUUCUUAAUUUCUGUCGUUAAUUGUUUUGCUAAAGAUAUCUUAGAGUUUAAGAGUUGCAUAACUGAUGAGCGAGGGGAUACUCUUGUAUCCGCAGGAUCCAGAUUCGAACUUGGAUUUUUUACGCCGUAUGGCAGCUCUGAUGGCAGAAGAUACUUGGGAAUAUGGUAUUACAAAUCAAAUCCAAGUACGGUUGUUUGGGUUGCCAAUCGAGACAGGCCACUUGCUGGUUCAGAUGGUGUCUUUAUGAUUGAGGAUGAUGGCAACCUCAAAGUAUAUAAUGGAAAUCAGAAUGUUUAUUGGUCAACAAACAUUGGAAGUUCUGUACUCGAUCACAGGACCCUGAAGCUAAUGGAUAAUGGAAAUCUGGUUUUGAGCUAUGUAGAUCAGGAAGACUUGUCUGAGCACAUCCUCUGGCAGAGUUUUGAUUACCCAACUGAUACAUUUCUUCCUGGCAUGGUAAUGGAUGAUAACUUAGUGCUGACUUCAUGGAAGAGCUAUGAUGAUCCGGCUCAAGGGAACUUCACUUUUCAGCUAGAUCAAGAUGGAAGUCAAUAUGUCAUUUGGAAGAGAUCAGUUAAAUACUGGAAAAGUGGAGUUUCAGGUAAGUUUAUUACCACUGAUAAGAUGCCUGCUGCAUUGUUAUACCUUUUGUCAAAUUUCUCAUCGAAAACUGUCCCAAACUUCUCCGUGCCACAUCUUACAUCAUCAUUGUAUAGUGAUACAAGGUUAGUAUUGAACAGCACAGGUCAGCUUCUAUAUCUAAACUGGGAUGAUCACAAAGUUUGGUCUCAGAUUUGGGUAGAGCCGAGGGAUAGAUGCAGUGUGUAUAAUGCGUGUGGCGAUUUUGCUAGCUGUAAUAGUGAGGGUGGUAUGGCUUGCAAAUGCCUGCCUGGUUUUGAGCCCACCUCUCUAGAGAGUUGGAAUCUUGGAGAUUAUUCUGGUGGAUGCAUCAGGAAAUCACCAAUAUGCAGUGUCGACAAUGAAAGUGACACUUUUUUGAGUCUAAAGAUGAUGAAAGCUGGAAACCCAGACUUCCAGUUUAAUGCAAAGGAUGUCUUUGAUUGCAAAUUGGAGUGCCUUAACAACUGCCGGUGUCAGGCUUACUCAUAUUUUGAAGCUAAUAUCACUGGACAGGGUGGGAUUGAUAAUUCUGCUUGUUGGAUUUGGUCUGGAGAUCUCAACAAUCUUCAGGAUGAAUUUGAUAAUGGCCGUGACCUCAACGUUCGAGUAGCAGUUCGAGAUCUAGAGUUGACUGUCAGAAAUUGUGGAACAUGUGGCACAAACCUCAUUCCUUAUCCGCUUAGCACAGGACCUGAAUGUGGUGACCCAAUGUACUUCAAUUUUAACUGCAAUGUGGCUACUGGCCAGGUUAACUUUGAAGCAGCAGGUGGAACGUACAAGGUUAAAUUCAUUGAUUCAGAAGCGCGGAAAUUUAUCAUUCAAACCAAGGAAGCUGGUGAUUGUGGUGAUAAAAAUUGGAUAAACAAAGCCCUUCAGCUGAACCAGUCAUCUCCUUUCCAUGUAACCAGCUGGUGCAACUUUAAGGAGACCAAUCCAGAGAUUUUUUCUCUGAAAACCAGCAAUGAAGUUGAAAUCGGUUGGGAGCCUCCAUUAGAGCCAACUUGUUCUUCAACUACAGACUGCAAAGACUGGCCUUACUCAACUUGCAACAUGAGUAAAGAUGGAAAGAAAAGAUGCCUUUGCAUUACAAACUUCCAUUGGAACGGCUGGAGCUUGAAUUGCACUACAGAUCACAACAAAGAAAAGGAUGGAAGAGGCAAAACGAGCUUCUCUGUGAUUAUUGUUGCAACAACCAUAUGUAUAGUCCUUCUGAUUAUUCUCUCAUGUACUGUGUUUUAUAUUUACUUCUCCAAAACUGGGCUCAUUGAAAGACAAGAAAGCAGGGGAAACAGCCAAAAAGAUCUAAUACUUCACUUGUAUGACAACGAGAGACGUGUCAAAGACAUGAUUGAAUCGGGUCGGUUCAAGGAAGAUGAUACAAAUGGAAUAGACAUUCCAUUUUUUGAUUUGGAAACAAUUCUAAUUGCGACAGGGAAUUUCUCAAAUGCAAAUAAGCUUGGACAGGGAGGUUUUGGGCCAGUUUACAAGGGCAAGUUUCCUAGUGGGCAAGAGAUUGCUGUAAAGAGGCUCUCGAGAGGUUCAGGACAAGGCUUUGAGGAGUUUAAGAACGAGGUUUUAUUAAUUGCGAAACUUCAGCAUCGAAAUCUCGUUAGACUUUUGGGCUACUGUGUUGAAGGAGAUGAAAAGAUGUUGCUUUAUGAAUACAUGCCAAACAAAAGCUUAGACGCCUUUAUAUUCGAUCAAAAGCUGAGUGUGGCAUUGGAUUGGGACGUGCGCUUCAAUGUCAUUUUGGGAAUCGCUCGUGGCCUUCUUUAUCUACAUCAAGAUUCGAGGUUGAGGAUUAUUCAUAGAGAUUUGAAGACGAGCAACAUUCUUCUAGAUGAGGAGAUGAAUCCCAAAAUAUCUGACUUUGGCUUGGCGAGGAUAUUUGGAGGGAAAGAAACUGCGACGAAUACCAGAAGGGUGGUAGGGACUUAUGGUUACAUGUCACCGGAAUACGCAUUGGACGGCAUAUUUUCUGUAAAAUCUGAUGUCUUUAGCUUCGGUGUAGUCGUAGUCGAGAUCAUUAGUGGAAAAAGGAACACAGGAUUCUAUCACUCAGAGAAAGCUUUGAGUCUUCUAGGCUAUGCUUGGGAUUUAUGGAUGAAAGACGAAGGCUUGGAAUUAAUGGAGCCAACACUGAGUGAGAAUUGCAAAAGAGAAGAAUAUUUGAAAUGUUUAAACGUGGGGCUGUUGUGCGUGCAGGAAGAUCCAUGGGAUCGACCCACCAUGUCAAAUGUGGUCUUCAUGCUCGGCAGCGAAACCGCAACUCUUCCAUCCCCGAAACCACCGGCAUUCGUCGUGCGGCGGUGCCCCUCAAGCAGAGCUUCUUCCUCCACCAAACCAGAAACUUUCUCCCAUAAUGAGUUGACAGUCACCUUACAAGAAGGUAGAUAGCAGAAAGGAAGGUCCUUUCCAUAUGAUUUAUGAAUAUUAUUGAUGUUGAACUUCACAUUUAUUCAUAUUAUAUAUCUGCUGAUUUAUGCUAUUUGAUAUUUAGAAUGUACUUUCCAGUUUAACUUGUUGAGAUGAUCGUUGAAGAGAAUAACAAAUUAAUGUGAUGUUAA
Cucurbita pepo subsp. pepo (vegetable marrow) is the source of this 3468-nucleotide messenger RNA. Its product is annotated as G-type lectin S-receptor-like Serine/Threonine-kinase. Lineage: Eukaryota; Viridiplantae; Streptophyta; Magnoliopsida; Cucurbitales; Cucurbitaceae. The record is from RefSeq and is a predicted model, not a curated record. Gene Ontology annotation, molecular function: ATP binding; protein serine/threonine kinase activity. Gene Ontology annotation, biological process: protein phosphorylation; recognition of pollen. Gene Ontology annotation, cellular component: plasma membrane.